Ixodes scapularis (black-legged tick) is the source of this 2331-nucleotide messenger RNA. RefSeq names its product conserved oligomeric Golgi complex subunit 8 (gene Cog8). Gene Ontology annotation, biological process: intra-Golgi vesicle-mediated transport. The record is from RefSeq and is a predicted model, not a curated record. NCBI's taxonomy places the organism in Eukaryota, Metazoa, Arthropoda, Arachnida, Ixodida, Ixodidae. Gene Ontology annotation, cellular component: COG complex. The transcript is spliced from 13 exons. The coding region runs from base 23 to 2041 and encodes 672 amino acids.
UGAUCUGAAUCCAAAAUCGGUAAUGGCGGCUUUCAUGGACGGGGAAAACGAAAGUAGCUAUCCUCACGAUGACUUGUUCACGGUGCUUGGACCUCCGGAGAAAGUGGAUGUUUGGCGCGAAGAUGCAGAUAUUGCUGCGUACCUACAAGAGCUAAGUUCCUACCAAGUGCCGAGACUGUCCCAAGAACCCGAAAGACUUGCUGAGGAAAAGGCACUUGUCCUCGAGCAGACCCGAGAGCUUGCCUUCGAGAACUACAAGACAUUCAUUCAGACAGCACAAUGUUCAAGGGACAUCUUCAAAGAGUUCGGUAUGGUGGAAAGCAAACUGGACUCGAUGCAGGAGAAGCUGCCAGAGUUUGCAAAGAAGUGCCAGCUGUUCAGCCAAGAGUCCCAGCUCAUUACGGCACGAUGGCGGCAGAUGUCUCAGAUGUUGUCGAAGCACCCGCAGCUGCUGGAAGUGCUGGAACUGGCGCAGCUGAUGGAGACGUGCGUGCGCAACGGCUACUACGACGAAGCCCUCGAGCUGGCCGCAUACGUGCGCCGACUCGAGAAGAAGCACGCCUCCAUUCCCCUCAUCACGAGCAUUGCUGGGGAAGUCCGUGAGUCCCAGCAGCUGAUGUUGAAUCAGCUCUUGCACCAGCUGCGCUCGACCAUCCAGCUUCCCGCGUGCCUCAAGGUGAUUGGCUACCUUCGUAGGAUGGACUGCUUCUCAGAGUCAGAGCUCCGAGUCAAGUUUCUCCAGGCUCGGGGAGCAUGGUUUCAGGGUGUCCUAAGCAACAUCCCCAACAAAGAUGCCUACACCCACUUGAGCCGCGUGGUGGAGGCAUGCCGCGUUCACCUCUUCGACAUUGUAACCCAGUACCGUGCCAUCUUCUCGGACGACGACCCCUUGCUGGGACUUUCAACCAAGGACAGCCAGGAUCCUGGCCCCAGUGUCUUCUACAGCUGGAUCACGUCUAGGGUGUCCCAGUUCAUGCGCAUCCUGGAGACGGACCUGGCCAGGGACCUGGGUGGCCGGAUGGACUCUGUGCUGUCCCAGUGCAUGUACUUCGGACUCUCUUUCAGCCGGGUCGGGGCCGACUUCCGGCCGCUGCUGGCACACCGCUUUCAGGUGGCCAUUGGACGGCGCUCCGCCCACAUGGUGCAGGAGGCCACCGUCAGGUUUGAGAAGAUGAUGGAGUCCUUCACGCUGGUGACCCUUCCAUCCCUGGGACCAGCUGCCAUGCUCAUGUCAACAAUCACCACCGAGGAGGGCGUAGAGCCUCCGCUGUCCCUGCUGGAAUUUGAGCCCCUGUCCCAGUACUGCAACGGAGUGCUGAGCGCCUUCAACGAGGUGCGCCUCUGCUCGUGCCUGGCCAUCGCCCGGCAGCUCAGCUCCUCCGUGGAGACCUCCCUCCGGACGAUCGUGGGCGUCAUCUGCCGCUUCCAGCUGGCUGAAGAGUCUGGCCUGACAGAGAAAGAAGUGGAGACGUUCUCGCGCUUCUGCGCCGCCUUUGCCCACGACCUGGUGCCUUUCUUGGACCGCUGUCUCGGCGUGCUCUUCCCCAGGGCUGAAAUUGCCAAGAUGCUGGGAGUCACCAUGGCCCAAGUGGCCAAGAUGGAAAAUAUGGGUCACCUGAACUGCGACAUGAUCAUAGAGCCCAUGAAGCACCUUGUGUCCGACUUCGAGGAAGACUUCUCCGUCCCAGCCAGUGUGGACGCGGACGAGGCAGAUGAUUUGAGCAAGAGCAGUGCAGAGGGAACCAAGAUGGUAGAAGAGUCUAGAGGACAAGAGCAGAAGGUGCCAGGAGAGCUGGAGGUUGCAGCUACCAAAGAGAUUGUAAACAUUCCUAAAGAACCCACAAUGCUUGAAAAACUGACAGUGUCUGAACAAUCGACAAUGGCUGAACAGUCGGUGGUAGCUGAAGAAUCGACAGUGGCUGAAGGAUUCACAGUGUCGGCAGAAUCCACAGUGGCUGAGGUACCCACGGUGGUUGAAGAACCAACAGUGGCCAAAGAAUGCAAGUCACCACAGGAACAGGAACCAACAUUAGUUGAGUGAACUCCAGAGGUCAUCAUCUGAAAAAUUGGUCAUAGAACUUGAAACUUUACUUGAGAAAGCGUCUGAAAUUACUAAUUGCCUAAUCAAAUUUAAAAAAUAAAUUUUUGCAGGGCUUUUACUCAUGAUGAUUUUGUUGCACACUAUAAAGAAAACACUGGCUUCCGUUUGACAAGUGGUGCAUAAAGGUGGAUCUGCAAGCUCAUCAGCUAUAGAAUUGUACUCUGUGGACCCUCCCCCAAUUGCUCUGUCAGCCUCACGUCAAGUGAAGAAGAGUGUGGAUUGAGUUAGCA